Messenger RNA from Erythranthe guttata (spotted monkey flower), 1790 nucleotides. RefSeq names its product serine/threonine-protein kinase VIK. NCBI's taxonomy places the organism in Eukaryota, Viridiplantae, Streptophyta, Magnoliopsida, Lamiales, Phrymaceae. The record is from RefSeq and is a predicted model, not a curated record. Gene Ontology annotation, biological process: protein phosphorylation. Gene Ontology annotation, molecular function: protein serine/threonine kinase activity; ATP binding; protein binding.
CGAAGAACUGACUCAAAUGUUUCUAUUAUGGGAAACAAUUUCCUGUUUCAUAUAUUUGCUGCAAGAAUUAAAAUCCCAAAUUCUCCCAGAAACCCGCGGAGAAACGACAUCGUUUUACACUCUGAGAAACCCCAUUUCUCCUUUUCCCGUAUUUCCCGACCAGUUAGCAUGGACGAAGAGUACAAAGCUUUCGAUUUUGCCAGUUGGAAUUUCAACCCAAAACACAAGCAAAAAGAAUACCCAUUUCUUUUUUUCCUCGGAUACUCCGACCUCGACGACGACUCUUUUGGAGUUUCCGAUAAUCCGUAACGGUAACUGUUACGUGGUGGCUUGAGCCAUGAUUAAGAAAUAGUGAUUACAUACCUUGUUGUUAUCUUUGUGUUGUGUUUUCCUCCAGCACACCAAGUGUUUGUUGAAUUGUCUCUGUGAUACUGCUGAACUUUUAUUCCUCUCUUUCUCAUGGAUGAUCAUAGGCAUCAAUCAACUUCAACAAAGCAACAGAUGCCAUCUGAAAUUGACCAGGAAGGAGAAGGUCCAUACCGCCUUCUUUUUUGUUCGAGUAAGGGCGAUAAAGCUGGUGUUAUGCAGGAACUCGUAAAAGGCGUAAGUCCGAAUUUGGCCGACUAUGAUAAGAGAACCGCACUUCACUUAGCAUCUUGCGAAGGGUGCAUGGAGAUAGUUGUUCUACUUCUCGAAAAAGGAGCCGAUGUUAACUCCAUGGAUCGAUGGGGUCGAACUCCACUCUCUGAUGCUCGUAGCUUUCGCCACCACGAUGUUUGCAAAGUUUUGGAGGCGCAUGGUGGAACUGAUCCGAUGGGACUUGACUCUCAAACUCCAUGUUUUGAAAUUGAUUCAGUUGAGGUGGACAUGAACGAAGCAACUCUCAUCGGUGAAGGUUCUUUUGGGGAAGUUUACUCAGUCAAGUGGCGUGGGACAGAAGUUGCUGCAAAAACAAUUCGAUCUUCCAUUGCUUCAAAUAAAACAGUAAAGGAAAACUUUCUAAAGGAAUUAGCCCUGUGGCAAAAAUUACGUCACCCUAAUAUAGUGCAAUUUCUUGGUGUUCUAAAGCACCCUGACCGCUUGAUCUUCCUCACCGAGUACCUAAGAAAUGGAAGUUUGUAUGAUAUACUGAGAAAGAAAGGACGACUCGAUUCACUGACUGCAGUUGCAUAUGCUUUGGAUAUAGCAAGAGGUAUGAAUUAUCUACAUCAGCAUAAACCCCACGCCAUUAUCCAUAGAGAUUUAACACCGAGAAAUGUUUUGCAGAGUGACGCAGGGCGCCUAAAAGUCACCGACUUUGGAUUGAGCAAGAUUUCUCAGGGUAGAGAUGUCGGCUAUAAAAUGACAGGCGGAACUGGAUCAUACCGCUACAUGGCUCCAGAAGUCUACCGUCGAGAAUCUUACGGAAAAAGCGUCGAUGUCUUUUCUUUUGCCAUGAUUGUCCACGAGAUGUUUCAAGGAGGACCAUCAAAUAGGGGAGAAGACGCAGAAAAAUUGGCAGACAAACGAGCAUACGAAGAUUCACGACCCCACCUCCCUUCAAUGAUGUAUCCUGAACCAAUCAGAAAGCUUCUACAAGAUUGUUGGCAUAAGAGCCCCGAUCGAAGGCCUACAUUCGAAGAAAUUAUAAUGCACCUGGAGAUUAUACAAGAGAACCUUCAAGAAAAGGGCAUAGGGACAUGCUGCAGCUGUUUGAUCUUGUAAUAAGAUUUUAAAAAUAUCAUGUUUUCCAUAAAUAUACAAAAACAUUACAUGAUUAUCAUAAUAAGCAAUUUGAUUAAGACAUCUAU